GCCUCUCGGGGCAACCGUCGGUAAACUGCUGAUAACGGCAUUCUCGAAAGAGAACGCAACAACGACCGUUAGCGCGGCCAGCCAACGCCUUUCGCUGUCCUCAUAGUUGUUUCCGGUGCCGUCUGUCAUUAGUGUCGUACACCGAAGGAUUUGUGACUGGAAAGCCUCUGCGUUCCAACGUGUCAGGCAUGGGUUACGCCGUAGCGUCCGUUAUUCUAGGUCUUCUCGCAAGCGUAUCUCAGGUACAUUGCCAAGGAGCUGGGGGAUAUGACUUCAACGCCCAGAGUCAGGGAGAACACUCAGGUCAACUGUCUCCACUGCAAGUAGCUGGAGUGUCUAUGGUCGUGGUGGCCUGCUUGGGGGCAACAGCGGUUGCUGCUUUCUUCUGCUACUAUGUCUACCGCAAGAAGAAUGACGUCAUAACAAUGCCACGCUACUGAUCCCUGCUGAUGGCCAAACGGCGUCUUUCUCCUUUUUGUACAUACUCCUUCGUGCCACCAGGUUUCGAACGCAUACUGUUCCGUCCAGGCGCCACACGUUACUCACAUCCACGCCGCCUCAUCAGCGCUUUUUGCACUCUUUGACUUUGCGACAAUAAAACGAGCCAUUCAUGCGAGAG
Ornithodoros turicata is the source of this 619-nucleotide messenger RNA. RefSeq lists its product as uncharacterized. Bases 189 to 440 code for a protein of 83 amino acids. The transcript has 3 exons. The record is from RefSeq and is a predicted model, not a curated record. Lineage: Eukaryota; Metazoa; Arthropoda; Arachnida; Ixodida; Argasidae.